AUGGGAGGUUGUUGCGAAAAAAGAAGUAAUACUGAAGUGACUAAGAUUGAGACAAAAAAAGCUCCGGCAGUUCAAGGUGGUAUAAUUAGUACUGAGGUCCCCAAGUUGCUGGAGUUUGUGAACAACCCCGAUCAUGAUAUGAUUGCACUAAAUCUCAGCAAAGACAUGUUUAAGCCAUUUCUGGCAAAUCUGGCUAAAUUAAUGGGCAUUAUCAAAGAUAAAACUGGCUAAAUUCUGGUUCCAGUUGCUCUUUAAUCCAGCCCACUCAAUCCAAACACAGAAAUGGUAGUUAUUCUAAGGAAAUUGUCAAAGUAUAUGAAUGAUUUCUUAUUAUUGGGGCAAAAUAUUGGUCAAGAUGUCAAUCUCAUCGCACAAAGAUUUGUUCUCAAGUAAUUCUAGUUCCUCACUAAAGAUGAAGAAUUCAGAGCUACUCAUCUCAACAAUGACUUAAUGUCAUUCUAUAACAAAGAGGGCUUGAUAUUGAUUGGAGGUAUUUAAGAGAAAAAUCUAUCAGGUAGUUUCUUGUUCCUAUAUUUUAAGUAUGAUAAACCCGAGUAGGAAUCAGUCAAUUAUUAGUACCUACUCGAGCCUGAAAUUAUUUCCUCACCAACAUCAGAGUCACUUUCAAGAGUACUUCAAAAAGCAACAAUCAAAGAUUAGGUACUUCGAUGUGUCAUCACUUUGCAAAAUAAUCCACUAGAAGCUAUACUAGUAUUGCAAUAAGAACCACUAGAAGAUGAUCCUAAAGUUUAUGAAAUAAAUGACUUCAAUAGAUAAGAUCUAACAGAUCUAUUAAUGAGUCUUGUUUCUAAUCCAGCUGGACAGAUUACUUCACAGAAAGCUGGAAAUAAUUCUACUUCCAAUGGAACCAAACUCACACCAGGUGACAGAUCGAUAAAGGAAUAAAUAAUGUGGGGUGUUUCUGAGCAUUUGAAUAUGCUUGAUGAAAGUCUUAGAAACGAAGUCUAGGCUCUUAUUAUGAACUAGAAUUUCGAGUAAUCCUUCAUUAUAUCUGUAAAUUGA
This is a messenger RNA of Stylonychia lemnae, 1023 nucleotides long. The record is from the annotation of a GenBank genome assembly. NCBI's taxonomy places the organism in Eukaryota, Ciliophora, Spirotrichea, Sporadotrichida, Oxytrichidae.